Messenger RNA from Arctia plantaginis, 945 nucleotides. Lineage: Eukaryota; Metazoa; Arthropoda; Insecta; Lepidoptera; Erebidae. The record is from the annotation of a GenBank genome assembly.
AUGGCCUUAUGCGCUGGAUGUAAACAAAGUGUACAAAACAGAGAUCGUUUAAUAUGUACGUUAUGCAAAAGCGCAUACGAUUUAGAGUACGCGAAUGUUACCAGGGAGCGCUUUAAUUUAAUGACACCUGAGCUCAAAAAAGCUUGGAAGUGCCAAGCCUGCCGAUGUAAAAUGCCCAAAGGAAACAACACAAAUACACCCAUACGUCAACAAGAACUUGAGUCUGCACUAACAUUGAACACACCCGAAGAAAAAAAUAAUAUCACUAUCAGGAAAAGGGUUGCAAACACCAUAUGCGAUAGUAUGGACUCGGCAGAUCUAAGCUUGCUGGGAGAUACACUAUACGCUGAAGGGAGGGAUGCGGUUUCACACACACAAACAGAACUUACACUCCAAAAUUUAAAUGAACUCAUAAUACAACGCUUGAAAGAAAACAACAACUUAAUAAUAACAGAGCUAAAGCAUACCUUACACAAUGAAAUAAGAAAGGCAAUUGGUGAAUUACGAGAAGAAGUAGAACGUAAAUUUCAAUCUUUGUCUACACAAAACGAGCAAAGAAUAGAAGAUAUGAAACAAAUAAAUAGUGAAAUAAAUAAAUUAAUAUUGGAGAACGAAACUCUGAAGCAAGAAAUAAAAAACUUAUCGCCAUCGGAAAUGACUUCAUCCACAAUAAAAUGUACGGAAACCAACACCAAGAAAAUAGUGCUAUAUGGCUUUGCGGAGUACAACGGAGAGCCGGAAUAUGAUCUGCACGAACGUCUUCUACAGCUUUUCUGGGACGCUAUGCAACUAGACCUAAGUGGUUACAUAGAAGAAAUGUAUAGAGUAGGAAGACAAAUUAAAUAUAACCGACCACUAGUGGUAGAACUUUUGAGUAAAAGGUUAACCACGUACAUUAUAAACAACAGCCAUUGCUUUCAAGGAACUACAAUUUUUGUAUCGUAA